Molecule: messenger RNA, 1097 nt
Organism: Phlebotomus argentipes
Lineage: Eukaryota; Metazoa; Arthropoda; Insecta; Diptera; Psychodidae
Product: CLIP domain-containing serine protease B4-like
Exons: 2
Coding region: 3-1052 (349 amino acids)
Biological process (GO): proteolysis
Molecular function (GO): serine-type endopeptidase activity
Source: RefSeq, a predicted model, not a curated record
UCAUGAUUAAUCAUUAUGAAUUCAAGUGCAAAUUUCUUUGUCGUUUUCCUCGAGUGGUUUUCUGCAUGUGGCGGAUUUUAUUUUCUGUAUUGACGCGCGAUAUUAAUCAUAAAUGGCUAAUUGUAGGUUUGCUAAGUGCUCAUGUUGAGUGUGGCAACAGCACGACAGCCAGGGCGCCUAGAUUUAGGAGUCGCUUCGCCAGGACCACAACUGUAUCGACAACCACUGAGGCCAGCACGACGUCCACGCCAUCGACCAGCACUUCCACCAGCACUUCCACCACAGAAGCCACGACGACGACGACAACAGAAGCGCCGAAGGUUUGGGAGAAGGUUUGUGGCGAGAAGACGGGCGAGAUUUAUCCCUGGAUUGCCAUUCUGGAGCACUCAGAUCCCAGCAAGAAGCUGAAGAAGAAGACGCUGAGUAAAGGAGUGCUCAUCACGGACCAAUUUGUCCUCACGACAGUGUCCAGCGUCCACAAUUCCUAUCCCUUCUGGAUUGUCUCAAAGGUUCGUUUGGGUGAAUUUGUGGACACGCGCGGGAACAGGAACACAUCGCAGCGUGUCACUUUGUCCGUCGAUGACAUCUUCCUGCACGAUCGCCGGGAUAUUGCGCUGGUGAAGCUGCAGAAGCCGGUGAACUUCACCAGAUUCAUUCGGCCAGUUUGCCUGCCCAACUCGGAGAACUACAAUUUCCGCGAGAUGUACUUCCACGUGUGCAGGAAGACGUCACACUUGGGGCGUCUGGGCUACGCGCAUCACACGAUGCCCGUGAGUCCGCUCACGCCGCAGGACUGCUCGACGCUGUUCCACCGGAAGACGGGCGAGUUCUCCGAGAAGGAGGAGUUCUGUGCGUGGGACGAGCGCGGAGACUCUUGCUACGGCGAUCUCGGAGGGCCUCUGAUAGGCAUUCACGACGGACGCUUCCAAGUCAUCGGCCUGAGCUCCUAUGCGCACUCGAAGAAGCCAAUAAAUGACGAAGGAUUGCCGGGAAUCUACACGCGAGUCGGCGCUCAUCGCGCGUGGAUGAACAGGAUCAUUUCGAAUACGUGAAAUUCUCACUUUUGUGCUGAUUGUGCACAAUUUGAAUGAAUGAAA